Ustilago hordei is the source of this 924-nucleotide messenger RNA. RefSeq lists its product as uncharacterized. Bases 1 to 924 code for a protein of 307 amino acids. The record is from RefSeq and is a predicted model, not a curated record. The transcript is spliced from 2 exons. NCBI's taxonomy places the organism in Eukaryota, Fungi, Basidiomycota, Ustilaginomycetes, Ustilaginales, Ustilaginaceae.
AUGUCUGCUAUACAUGAUAUUCCGACGGUUCUGGAGAUUCAGCAUGGCUCAAGGCAGAGCUGCGACCGCGCUGACAGAUUAUCAACGCUGAUUUUAAUUCAUCCGGGGGCGGGUAUGAGCGCAUGUUAUGCUCGACUCGGCUUCCAUGCGGACCGUAGAGUCAUUGCGAUCAAUCAAACAUGGCUAGGUGGCCUCACUGGGGUCGUUACGGCCUCUGAAGCUUUGACUUUCCAGUCCGUCCGCGAGGCAGCCUCAGUGUAUCUAGCUUACCUUGAAGACCAAGGUUGGAUACGAGAAGAACUCAACUUGCAGCGCAAAUACGGAAAACCAGCUGUGGCCUUCGGUGGAUGGUCGUAUGGCGGCUGUGUCGCACUAGAGAUGGCGCACCAAGUGAGCGGCGGAAAUUUGCCCUGGAGAAAGUCGCUUCUCAACGACUACACCGGAGUCCUUCUCUUCGAUGCAGUUCACCCCGUCGGCGUCUACGAUCUUCAAGAUCAAACAAUUUCGCAUAAGCACAACAACACACAAGCGGACAAGAGCAUCUUGUCAUCAGCUCCAGCACAGAUGCAAGACGAAGAGAUGUUCGAGUAUCUCCGUGCCUGCUACAAAGAUGCGACACGUCUGCUGGCUGCGUACGAUACCACUCACCUACGCAUCAGAAGGCAGAUCACUCUUGUCAAGGCAGGAAAAUCUUCUCCAACAGAUCGGUCGCUAAGCAACGGCGCUCGGAUUCAGAGAAUUAAGAAUCAGCUUUGCGAGCACAAUGGCUGGAAGAAGAUUGCUCAAGAAGCGGUACAGAACACCAAGAGUCAGUGGCUGACCAUCCCUUUGCCAAAGACUGCGCAUGAUGAUCUCUUCACCACGCCACAUCUUGCGUUCACACAGAUGGCAAUCGAUCAGGUGGAAAGCCUCAGACGCAUUUGA